AUUUAAAGAAGCCAAUUGCAGAGUCAGUUUAGUGACUUUUCAAAUUUCAAUAUAGGAAAUCAAGAUGGGAGACAAAGAGAGAGUGAAGGAUGACUUCAAUAACACCCAUAAGGAUUCUGAUGAUCCCGUAUGGUCGAUCCUACCUUCGUAUGAGAUGUAUGCAUCUACUUUAGUAAAGGAUUCAUUACCUUCUUACACUUAUUCGUCCUCUACUUUAAGCAAUGAGAGUACUUCUAUGAGUGACAACAAUACAAUUAUUUCACAGUCAAACCACCGAGGUAGUAGUUCAGAACAAACUUCUUUGAAUAACCUGCUGAAUCCCGUCAAUGGUUUUAGCAGCCAAGAUGCUUUGAACGAAAAUUAUAUCGUCACUAAUGAGAAUGAAAACAACUGGACUGCAACAAUUCUUGAAAAUAUCCAUAACCUACGUAAUUUGACUGAUACCGAAAAUGAGUUGGCAAAAUCAUUAACGAUAUCGAUUUAUUUUACUAAAGAUGUUGGUGAGAUUCACAAGGAGCCAGAAAUAAUUGAUCCUCUGCUUUAUGAGUUCAAGAAGGGAGACUUCGUUAAUGGUCAUCUUUACGUUAUUAAUAACUCUGAAACUACAAUUCCAUUUGAAAUGCUUUAUGUUUUAUUUGAAGGGCACUUUUUGGUUUCAAACCCAAAGAAUGAAUCGAAACCAUUGAAGUAUAAAAAAUUCUUAGAAAUGUUUGAUUUCAGUGCCUCCUAUAAUGAAGUGCAAGUCGAUAGACUCAUUUCAGAACAUACAGACUCUAGAUUGUGUCCCUUAAUUAUUGAUUCAAUUGAUGGUGCCAAUACUGGAAUAUUACACCGUCUAAUUGUCCCUCAUGUGAAGUAUAAAAGAUUUUUCACUUUCAAAAUCCCAGAAAGGUUGUUAGAUUCUGAAUGCAAUGAUCAUCAUCUUCCUUACCAUACAGUGUUACCACCUUCUAUGGGGGUUCUGAAUAUUUUUCCAUUAAAAGAACAAGAAAGUUUCAAGGACUUUGCCUUCAAGGGCGCUUCAACAUCUUAUGGGGUGAUGGUAAGAAUUAUUGGUAAAGCCUCUUCUUUGAAUGAAACCAGAGAAAAGCCAAAAAAUGAAGUGCCAACAUUGAUCAACUCUGAUGGGGAUGAGUUUGUUAUUUUUAAAGAGUCACAUACUCCGAUUCGUGUUUUACAGCAAGAAAACAUAACUGAAACAGAAGCUAAGAUAAAAGCAAUAGAAAUUCAGUUAUUGAAAAAAAAUUUAAUUUCCAGAUUGAAGGAGAAAAUAGAAAUUGGAGAAGAAAUGGUAAAGUCUUUAUCAGUGGAUAAGUUUAAUAACACAUUGGACUUAUCAACAAAACUUGAAGAGUCGAAUAAAAAUGAGUUAGUGAAAGCUCGUCAGCUAUACAGAACGCAAUCCCAAGCUAAGACCAGAGACGUCAAAGAAGGUUUCGAUCUUUCUAAGAAACAGGAAACCUAUAGAAAAAUAAUUCCUUUGACAAAAAGGAAGUUACUAAGUUCGAAACCCCUUGGAGCUUUGGAUAUAAUUUCACUGAAAUCAUUAAUUAAUAUGAAAUAUAUUCCUCCACCCAAAUUUAGAAAGUCAAAAGCUGUCGAUGCAUCUUCUUGGAAGUUCAAAAUUCCUCUUCAAUUGAAUUUUACAGGAAGUUCUCUUUUAGAUUCAUCAUCAUCAUCUGCUGAUAAAAGUUUACCUGAUUUGAAAAACUUUCGAUGUGAUUUGGUGGUCUUAACUCUUCAAUCUGUCGAACAUGAUAUCCCGCUUCAAUUGGACCAUAGUUUCAUUUUCAAUAAUGAAUUUCAAAAGUUUUACUCAAACCCUAUAGAAGACGAAGAUACAUUUAUUAAUAAUACCAGGAAAAAAUUUCGUGAAUUUGCUAAGCAAUAUUAUCAACUUUUCAAGACUCUAGGAACAGACAAUUUCCGAGUAGAGUCUUCCUUAAUAAAUGAAUUGAAAGGAAUAUGUGAUAUUGAAGAUAAAAUUACUCGACUUAGGGUACAUGAUUUUAAAGUCAGUGACUCAACAGAUCCAGAAUCUAAAGAGGCUUUCAAAUGGGAGCUUAAUCAAGAGAAAAACAGCUUUGAACAAAACCUAACUUUAGACAUUAAUGUGAAGAGCGCUGAACUUAGUUAUGUAAACCCCAAAGAUAGUAGUGGAGAUGCUUUUGACAAAUAUUGUUUAGUUCCAUCAUAUCAAAUUUGCAACUCGUCCAGAAUGUACUAUUUUGAUUUAAGUUUUCUGUUAUCCGCCAAUGAAUAUAUUCAUGUGAAAGUACCUGCUAUAAUAUCCAAUGACUAAUUUAAG
This is a messenger RNA of Hyphopichia burtonii NRRL Y-1933, 2308 nucleotides long. RefSeq lists its product as uncharacterized. Gene Ontology annotation, molecular function: ubiquitin-ubiquitin ligase activity. The transcript has a single exon. The record is from RefSeq and is a predicted model, not a curated record. Gene Ontology annotation, cellular component: ubiquitin ligase complex. Gene Ontology annotation, biological process: protein monoubiquitination; protein polyubiquitination. Lineage: Eukaryota; Fungi; Ascomycota; Pichiomycetes; Serinales; Debaryomycetaceae. The coding region runs from base 65 to 2302 and encodes 745 amino acids.